UUGAUGUUUAUGUCUAUAAACAUUUACAAUUUACUUAAAACGUCGGUGCAACAUUCAAUUUUUGCUGUUAAUUUAAUGUCAGAAGUGAAAGUGUGUAUAACCCGUAUCGAAUUAUUUUUGCUAUUGGAUCAUGAAGCAACUGUUGACAAGCAAAAAAUAGAAGAUAUGCGGGGUUGUAAAAUAUAUGUUCAAAAUUUGACAGCUACAUGGAACCCAUCGCAAAAGGCGACGAUAAAAAACGUUGAUUUUAAACUUGGUUGUGGUCAGCUAGUUGCAGUUACCGGAGACACAGGGAGUGGAAAGUCCUCUUUACUCCAAACUAUACUACAAGAACUACUUAUAGUCGACGGAAUUCUGUCUCUGAAUGGUUUGAUAUCUUAUGCAUCACAAAAUCCAUGGGUGUUCUCGGCAACCAUCCAAGAAAACAUUAUAUUUAAUGAAACCUUUAACCAGACCAAGUAUUUAACUGUUCUUAAAAUUUGCGCUUUAGAAUAUGACAUAUCUCUAUUUUCUCAUGGAGACAAAACAUUGGUGGGAGAAAGAGGAGCAAUGUUAAGUGGUGGCCAAAAAGCCAGAAUUAACUUGGCACGAGCUAUAUACAAAGAUGCAGACAUCUAUCUUUUAGAUAAUCCACUAGCGGCGAUGGAUGUAUCUGUCUCUCAACAUAUUUUUACUCAAUGUAUUUUGAAACAUCUAAAAACCAAGAGUGUUGUACUAAUAACACACAAUUGCAAAUUUCUCAACUAUUCCGACAGAGUGUAUGUUCUAGAACUUGGGACGGUAAAAUUUUCUGGAAAAUAUGAAACAUCAGAAGAGGCAGCAAAUAACAUACAAGAAAACAAUGAUAAAACAGUGACAACACUUUCUGAAAAAAAUUAUAAAGCCCAAAUAGAAACUAAAGAACACAGAGGUAGUGAUAAAGUCAAGACAUAUAAAACAUAUUUAUUUGCCAAUGAAAGCAAGUUCUUCGUUUAUCUUCAGUUUUUCCUUUUCAUUGUAACUCAAGUUUUUAUAAACGGUUCAGACGCAUUUCUGUCUUUCUGGAUAAACCUGAGGCAAAAUCCUACUAGUUUUAGCGUUUCACUACUACAGUACUUUUCCGACGGCAAAUGUUUGUACAUUUACAGUGGAUUUAUUCUAAUAAUGGUAUUUUUGUUUCACAUGGGUUCUUUCAAUUUUGUAGAAUGCUGUAAUAAGUGCUCCGUUAAGUUACACGAUACGCUAUUCAACAAAAUAUUGUAUGGAACUAUGAAGUUUUUCGACAAUCAUCCAUCUGGUCGAAUUUUAAAUAGAAUUUCUAGUGAUAUGAGUGCAAUCGAUGAGACCAUCCCCAAAAAUGUGUAUCAAAUUACAAGACAAAUUUGUUCUGUGUUAGGUAUUUAUGUCGUUGUCAAUGCAGUAAAUUAUUACAUGAUUCUACCAACACUAGCUUUGUUGGUAAUUUUUUAUUACUACGUGCAGGCUUUCCGGCCAGUGCUUAACAAAUUGAAGAGAAUCGCUGCCACACGUAAAAGUCCUAUUUAUACUCACGUGGUUGCCACCAUUGACGGACUGACAACCAUCAAAGUUGCAGAAGCCCAAAAACACUCUUUGUCAAAAUUUCAACGCCUUCAAGAUUCUUAUAAUUCCAUUAGAUAUCUCUAUCAUGCUUUGCACGCUUCUUAUGCAUUUUGGACAGAUUUCACUUGCAUGUUGUAUAUAGCCGUUGUUAUUUUCUUUCUAAUAAUCUUCAAAAGAAGUGAUAUGGUUGGAAACGUUGGUUUAUCCAUCACAGAAUCGCUCUUAAUGAUUUCAUCGAUACAGUACAUGAUAAAAAUAUAUGAAUACGAUGACCUAACAGUUGAAGAUAAUAAUAAAAGUGAAAUUAAUCCUUCUGCCGCAUGGCCUGUAGAAGGCAAAAUACUAUUUCAAUCGGUGUCCAUGCGAUAUUCUCCGGAAAAACCGUUUGUUCUCAGAAACAUCGAUGUGGAAUUUCAAGCUGGUGAAAAAAUAGGAAUCGUUGGCAGAACUGGCGCCGGAAAAUCAUCCUUAAUAAAUGCGCUCUUUCACUUAUAUGAAUUCGAGGGAACAAUAUUUAUAGACGACGUCGACAUAAAAAUGGUUCCUCUUAGCACUCUGAGAUCUCGAAUAGCGACUGUUCCUCAAGAUCCUGUUCUUUUCUCAGGUACCAUACGCGAGAACUUAGAUCCUUUCAAAGAAUUCACGGACUGCGAGUUAUGGAGUGCUUUAGAAGAAGUGAAUCUGAAACAAGUUGUUUCAAAUUUACCCUCUGGUUUGAAUAGUUCUAUUUCGGAAGGCGGGAUCAAUUUUAGUACGGGACAGAAACAACUAAUGUGUUUAGUUAGAGCUAUAUUGAAAAAAUGUACAAUUAUUGUUUUCGACGAAGCAACUGCCUUUCUUGAUUUAGACACAGAGAAGUUGAUUCAUGCUACAAUUCACAAGAGAUUUCACAAGGCAACGAUUUUAAGAAUUGCACAUAGACUGGACAGUGUUAUGAAUUCGGACAAGAUAUUGGUUUUAGAUGAUGGUUGUGCUGUGGAAUUUGACACCCCGAAUGAACUUCUACAAAACACUGAAAAGAGGAAAGGCACCAGGAGGGGAUGGAAUCCAGAACGAAGCGUGGAUGUUCGGAACAGAAGGAGUGAAAGAAACGAUUUAGGAAGUGGUAGAUGGAGUUUGGAAGGGAAAAGGGUUUCCUCGGCAGUGGAGAGAAGAUUAGAGGUUAUGAAAGGAGAUGGAAGCAAGGGGUAUAAGAAAGGAAGAGGUACUAUGGACAAUGUGUACAUUCUGAGGCAUUUAAUGGGAAGAGAAAUAAAAAAACAGGGUGGACAAAUGUACGCAUUGUUCAUAGAUUUCAAAGCAGCGUUUGAUAGCAUGAAUAGAGAGAAAAUGUGGGAGUAUUUGAGGAGAAAUGGAGCAGAUACGUACCUGGUAACGAAAAUGGAAGAAAUAUAUCAAGAAGCAACAACUUUUAAAAAUGAACCCGUCAGUAGUUCAAAGUGGCAAGAUGAUAAACCUGAUAACUAG
This is a messenger RNA of Zophobas morio, 3027 nucleotides long. Its product is annotated as probable multidrug resistance-associated protein lethal(2)03659. The record is from RefSeq and is a predicted model, not a curated record. Gene Ontology annotation, molecular function: ABC-type transporter activity; ATP binding; ATP hydrolysis activity. Bases 4 to 3027 code for a protein of 1007 amino acids. Gene Ontology annotation, biological process: transmembrane transport. The transcript is spliced from 7 exons. Gene Ontology annotation, cellular component: membrane. NCBI's taxonomy places the organism in Eukaryota, Metazoa, Arthropoda, Insecta, Coleoptera, Tenebrionidae.